Molecule: messenger RNA, 1791 nt
Organism: Laccaria bicolor S238N-H82
Lineage: Eukaryota; Fungi; Basidiomycota; Agaricomycetes; Agaricales; Hydnangiaceae
Exons: 13
Coding region: 1-1791 (596 amino acids)
Source: RefSeq, a predicted model, not a curated record
AUGGAUGCUACCAACAAAGAGCCUGACCUGGAAUAUCCUCUGUCAGACACUCCAAUGGGCUCGGAUGAUGAAGUAGUUGGAUCCGACAUGGCAACCCAAACUUGCAGCAAUGAAGCAGAAGAACCCUAUGAAUGGACAGAGGAAAGCCUGGCCAUGUUCGAAAAUUAUGGUGUGGUGCCUCCCUUGGCAAUGUGGCAGGAAUGCGAGGAAGAAAGCAAGGUUGAUGAGGAUUUAAGAGUCUUAGAGGCAGCCACUGCAGCUGCGAAGAAACUCACCAUCCAUCUUCCUAGCCAAAAUCAGCAUAGAGGCACCAAUGCGAAGCUAGCUCCCAAAGUGCGCCAUCCAGGAGACAACAAAGCCAAAAAACCUGCAGAAGAGGCCGAUGGUGUGACAGAGAUUUUGGACACACCUAAGGCCAGUAAGAAGAAGAGAAAGAAGAUUAAAAAAGCUCACCAAUCUGAUACUGCAAGCGAAGACUCGGAUACAGAGCCCAAGAAAAAGAAAAAAAAGGUUAAAGCUCACCGGUCAAGCAUUGGAAGCGACUCAGAUCCAGAUGCCGGUGAACUCCCCAAGGCAAAGAAGACCUCUCAUCAAUGUGAGGUGGUCAGUCAUGCUGAGGCUGACACCGAAGUCUCAGUUGCUCAGUCCAAGAAGCGUGGACGACCAUGCAAGGUUGUCGAUGACACACCAGUCGCACCGAAAGUCUGGAGCAUGUCCAUGUUUGUUGAGAUUGCUUUGCCUCCAAAGCUACAAACUGGGAAGACGCCGCAUGGUGACAAGUUUGUGAAUAUACCGGCCAUGAUGGGAGGGCCAUUUGUCUUCAUGCGAAAAAUGACAUGGGAGAAAUUCCUGGAGGAGGUUGCUGAAAUCGUGGACGUCAACAUUGAGAAUCUUGGGUUAGAUGGCAUGACAUGGGGGUUCCAAGAGAAGAAGGCAAAAUUACCACUCACCAAUGACCAUGGGUUCCAGACUAUGCAGAACCAGAUCAAGAAUCACCGUGACUUGUCCUCCAUCAUCAUCAUUGUCUACCACCCUAUUCCUUGUAUCGGCCUUGAUGUUCAGCCCGCACCCAUCAUCGAGAAGCUUGAGGAGAUGUAUCCUGUCUUGGCGUGCGCUGAACACCGUGGAAUCAGAUGCUUGAUGCACUCACCAUGCUCUGGCGAGUAUUGGCACUUCGAGCUAGAUCACAAAAAGCUAUCACUUUGGGCAAAUGCUAUCAGUCCCAUUAGGUCGUGCAGGCUUUACUCCGAAAGAGAAAAUGCCAGCAGGAAGCAAGCAGCACCACAAACUCCAGGACGAACACAAGAGGUCCAUGCACAACCAAAUGGCUUUUUCCUGGGCUACAGGCCUCCGACAAUGGCUCCAAUGCCCCACCCCUCUCUUCACUACUAUCCAUACCCACCACCCACUUCAGCUACAGCGCCCCUCCUUUAUGGGGGUAUCCAAACCCUAAUCACCCACCAUCGAUGCCAAUGCCUCAAGCUACCCCUUCCCUCCCAUUUCCAAUGCCUCAAGCUACUGCUUCUCUCCCACUUCCAGCAUCAAACACAAAUGGGGUCCAGCAGUGCACUACCCUUCUUCCCUCCCUUCGUUUAUUACUCUAGCUCCUUAGUUACUUUUGUCUACAUUUGCAUAUCUUUCUUGGUAGAGGCUGUCUUGAAACUGUCAAAAGUUAUGACGAAGGGGAAAAGUCAGGGAAAUGAGAGUCACGCGCUGCAAUGUAGCCUUUUACAAUACCUUGCCAGGCAGUACGUAAUGCAUGAUCACACUCAGCAGCUUGCCGAUGCAUGA